GUGGUGCCUGUCAUGGCCGCCUCCGUAACCCGAGGUGGCGCAAAUGCCGGGUUCUUGCUACGGGUGGCCAAGGGUCCCUGGUGGAGCCGAUUCGGGGGAUUUUGGGGAUCCGGGGAGGCUGCGGUGCCAGCGACAGCCAGAAAAUUCUGGGUGACAGGCUCGUUUUCAGCCGGGGAGGAAGAAGCCAGCGGCCCCGAGCGGCCCGGGGAUGUGGUGAACGUGGUGUUCGUAGACCGGUCAGGCCAACGGAUUCCUGUGAGAGGCAGAGUCGGGGACAAUGUUCUCCACCUGGCCCAGCGCCAUGGGGUGGAUCUGGAAGGGGCCUGUGAAGCUUCCCUGGCAUGCUCUACCUGCCACGUGUACGUGAGCGAGGACCACCUGGACCUUCUGCCUUCCCCUGAUGAGAGGGAGGAUGACAUGCUGGACAUGGCCCCCCUCCUCCAGGAGAACUCCCGGCUGGGCUGCCAGAUCACGCUGACACCCGAGCUGGAAGGGGCUGAAUUCACCCUGCCCAAGAUCACCAGGAACUUCUAUGUGGACGGCCACGUCCCCAAGCCACACUGACAUGGGCAGCUAGACCAUCCUAGAUACCCAUGGACCCCUGGGCCAGGAUUGGAGGAAAAGCCAAAGUUGCCAGCCCAGCCCAGAGCACGGACAGGCCAGAGAGACGUGCUGGAAGCACCCAGGAGGCCAAAUGUUUCAGAGAGACCCCAUGUCCAGGCUCUGGUGGGAACAGGGCCCCUGCUGGGGCCGCUCUCCAAGCCCUUAAGAAUCUGAGUGUGGAUGGAGUUGGAAUCUAAUUAGUGACAAUAAAACGAUCUUACAGAA
Messenger RNA from Phyllostomus hastatus (greater spear-nosed bat), 828 nucleotides. It is a transcript of the gene FDX2, whose product is annotated as ferredoxin 2. The record is from RefSeq and is a predicted model, not a curated record. Gene Ontology annotation, biological process: P450-containing electron transport chain; positive regulation of oxidoreductase activity. Bases 13 to 564 code for a protein of 183 amino acids. NCBI's taxonomy places the organism in Eukaryota, Metazoa, Chordata, Mammalia, Chiroptera, Phyllostomidae. The transcript has 5 exons. Gene Ontology annotation, molecular function: 2 iron, 2 sulfur cluster binding. Gene Ontology annotation, cellular component: mitochondrion.